AUGUUACCACUUCCCAACGAUUGUGUUAGAGAAAUCAUAAACUACAUAAAAGACGACUUUUCUUCUCUUCAUUCUUGUCUUACGGUAAAUAAACAAUUCGGUGAAACUGCUGCUGAGAUUUUUUGGAAAAAUCUCUGGACAUCGCGAAGCCAUGUUGGCUUUCAUGAAGGUGCUUUUGACUUUUGGACUGCUGCUCUUCGAACAUUAAAAUCUUGUUUGCCAAAUGAUUCCAAAGAUUUGUUGAAUCAUAAUGGUGUUACAAUACCUCAUCCAAAUCAAAGCAAUCAGUUAUAUUAUGACUAUCCUAGCUAUUGCAAAACGAUAGAUUGUUUGGCAAUUUCUAAUAUGAUAGAGCAAGUGAUUAGUGUGACUCACGAAAACGAUCGUCCUAGAAGAUUAGCAUACAUUCAACAUCUUUUGCAAGAAGAAAUAUGCAAAUUAUUUAUAAAUCGAAAUCACUCCAUACCAACUCUUAAGCUUGAUGUAUUACCCAUAGCUUAUUUGCCAGGCGCUGAUAGAUGUUUUGAGAACCUUUCUGAACUACAUUGCCACACAGCAACACCAGAUCUCCUAUUCUAUGCUUUGGCUCGGAUUUGUAAAAAUAUUCAAAAUAUUAUCAUCGACUUUUAUGAUGAGGAUAAUCUUGGUCUGUCAGGUUUGAUUGACGUACAACAAAACCUAAAACGUUUAGAGUGUAGAAUCGAUGAGUUAGCCGAAUAUCAACGAUUUCCUGCAAUAAUGGAUGUGAUAAAAUCAAACACAAGCUCAUUCGUUCAUCUCGAACUUUUACAUUUUACAUGUAUUCCACCUUCGAUAAUCUCAUCAAUGCAAAAUUUACAAACACUUAAGAUCUUGUUGGCCAAAAUGCCACAUGAUGACGUUUGGGAGGAACUCGCUGCAAUACGUUUGCCAAAAUUGGAGACCCUUCAUAUUUCUCUGGAUUCACUACGAAUAGAAUCUUUAAAUCCUUUAAUCGCAAAUAAUAACGGUAACCUCACCGAAUUAAUAAUUGAUUUUAGUCCAAGAAAUAAUCAAUCAAUAUUCUUUAAUGAAACGGUCGCCCAAUUUUGCCCAAACUUAAAAGUCUUUGCUACAUGGUUUCUAAAUAGUGAAUUUGAUGUACUUGAAGAGAUAUUAACCAAAUGUCAAUAUUUAGAAGACUUGUUCCUUCAAGCUUUUAAUGAAAAUGGUUAUAGAUUAUUCAAAUUAUUAGGGAAAGUUACCCCAAAACAUUUUUGGACAUUAGGAUUAUUAGGAAAUUGGUGUGAUCCAUCAGAUUCUCUAGAGUCUUGUUUUGAAUGCUGGGAAAUGAAAAAGAACCAUGUCUCUUUGAUUUUCUCUAUGAAUGUAUGUAUUGAUUCCAAGCACAUGGAUCUUAUUCUUAAAUAUCGUGAAAAAGGGGUGGUUAGACGGUAUAAAACUGUGAAAAAUCCCGUAAAGCAUGAAUUCAAUUAUUCAUAA
Molecule: messenger RNA, 1461 nt
Organism: Scutellospora calospora
Lineage: Eukaryota; Fungi; Glomeromycota; Glomeromycetes; Diversisporales; Gigasporaceae
Source: the annotation of a GenBank genome assembly